UUUUUUAAAUAAAAAUAACAAAAAAUCAAAUUGAAAAUUAGAGUAAAAAAAAAACAAAAACUAAACACUCCGACUCAUUGCAGUCAAAAUAUAGAACGUGAUCAAGUUUGACAAAAAAAAAAAUAAAAAUAAAUAAACAACAAAAAAAAGUAAACAAACUACAAAAAAUGUGCCAUCAAAUUACUUCACAAAGUGUCGGAAGCGGUAGGAGGAGCCACUUCACCAGCUGCCAUCUCAACAGACAACUCCUGCUGGUCAUCAUGAUGCUGGCCAGCUUCCUGCCCUUCAGCCAGGCCAGGCAUCUGCACGAUCAGGUGGCCGCCCUCGACUAUGCCACCUCCUUCGAGGACGACAGCUCGGGCCGGGAGCGAGAACGGGAGAGGGAUAAUGCCGCUGCCGCCGCAGCAGCUGCCAUUUUAGCCUCGUGGCGCCAGCAUGCGAAUCCUUUUCACGGCCUGGCCGAGAGCUUCGGCGAAGGAACCUACGACAGCAGCAGCAGCAGCAGCAGCAGCGACAGCGGCGACUUCGACAGCAGCAGCAGCAGUAGCAGCGAAAUGGGUCUCAGUGAGAACAGUUACGAGGAGAUCGCCCAGGCUGCUCUGCGUGCCGCUCGACAGACCAAAAGGGAGCUCCAUCGCCGCCAAAGGACACGCCACGCCCGCAGCCACAACCUUCGGCUGUUCAGCGCCCCCAACCCCCAGAUCCCGGAGUGGGAGAACCCCUGCGGUGGUGUCUACCAGCCGGGGGAUAGCUCCAAUCAGGAGGACAGCUCCAGUCAAGGACGAGUGAUCAAGCGCAGGCAUCUCCUCGCCCUGCGGAAUAACACGAUGAGCGAGUACCGCGACAUCCGGAGCCGGGCCAAGUUGGAAUACCGCGACUUCCAGCACUGGCAGCACGAGUACAAAUUCCUGCCGAACAUGACGCGUUCCACCGGAGCUGUUAAACUAAAGACCUGGUACCGCAGCAUGCAGACCUUCGUUGGUAGCUUUGCGUAUUUGGGAAAGGCCCAGUACAAGUACCGGAAGGAUCACCAGCAGAGCCUGGACGCCGUCACCAAUGAACUGCACGCCCUGCUGGUCAGCGCCAGGACGAUGCUCUGCGAGAUCGAGACAACGAUCAACGCCUCCUAUCCCAACAGCAAUGGCGCCAAACUGACCAGGAUCAGUCGGGAGGUGAUGCAGGAGCGACUGAAGUUCCAUACGCCGGCCGAUGGUAGUGAGGCGGCGGAUGAGCGGGACCUGAAGGUCACCAAGGAGCUGUAUCUGCAGUAUUUGGAGAAUGUCUUCAAGACCCUGCACUCGGCGUUGAGCCGGAAGCACCAUAGACACCCAGCCAGGACAGCAGCAGGUGGAGCAGCAGGAGCUGCGGCAGUGGCAGGAACAGGAUCAGCAGGCUUGGAUUCUGGUAGCCUGCGAGGAGGUAGCUCGGAAAGCUUUGAAUUGCGAAGAGGUAGCAUUAGUUCCGGUUCGGAAUGUGCUUCCGGAGAGUGCUAAACAAGAAGAGGAGGAAGAAUACAAGCCCAGUAUUAUAGCCAGGUUAACAGACAACCAAGGCAACAAACAAACAAAACAAACAAACAAACAAAACAAAACAAGCUCCAAGCCAAGCCAAGCCAAAAAGAGGAUCGAUCCCCCAAACACACCCUACGAAGAAUUUGUCGAAUGCCAUUUGUUUUUAGACACUUAUGAUUAGUAUUUAUUUAUUUAUUGAGAGUACUUAAGAGUAUUUAGAAGUAUUAUGCAACAUGCCACAUACAACAUGCAACAUGCCACAUGCCACGUGCAACAUUCAGCAAUCAUCAUUCCAAAAAAAAAAGCAAACCAACCAACAACCCAUCCUACGACUAUUUAUUUUCCAUUUCCUUAAUUUUUUUUUUUAAAUUCCAUCCCCCCCUCUAUAUGUGUAAUAAUUUAUUUAUUUAUUCUAUAUUAUAUAUAUAAAAUAUUAUAUAUAUAUACUAUAUGUGUGUGUA
Messenger RNA from Drosophila ananassae, 1972 nucleotides. RefSeq lists its product as uncharacterized. Bases 168 to 1493 code for a protein of 441 amino acids. Lineage: Eukaryota; Metazoa; Arthropoda; Insecta; Diptera; Drosophilidae. The transcript is spliced from 4 exons. The record is from RefSeq and is a predicted model, not a curated record. Gene Ontology annotation, biological process: cell surface receptor signaling pathway via JAK-STAT; embryonic development via the syncytial blastoderm.